AUGAUGGUUCAUGCGACACGGUCCAGGAUUCUUACAAUCCUGCUGUUAUACUUCUGUGUCAACGUUGCUGUUGCAGAGAGAUGGGCACUUCAUUUACACAGGCGUGAUGGACCUACAACUUCAUCAACAGAUGUUUCGACAUCCCAGUCCAACGAACCGUCGCAGACAGGAAGUAGCAGUGGGGAUAAUGGAGGAACUACAGCUACACAGAAGGCUACUAUAACUGGAACAUCGAAUUCGACAUCGACAUCUAGCACGACGUCGUCCUCGUCAACCAGUACUGAGGCUCAAAUAACUCCAGUUACCUCGAAUAUCAAUGGAGCAACCCCGACAUCCUUGAUAAACCUCAAUUAUACGGGCUACAAUUUUACCCUUACACCUGACAAGCUCCCCAUUACUCCCGAGAUCAGUCCCGGUUUCGCAGUUGGAGGGGUAAUUUUGAUGGUUACUGGAGCAGUUUAUACCCUGGUCGGCAUCAAGAACAAAUGGCUACACAUUUAUCUUUCCGCCGCAUAUCUUGCGAGUGUUGCGGUCACGGUCUUGAUCAUCUACGUUAUGAACCCUCCCGUCAGCAACGCCAUUCAAGGAGCAUACAUCGUGGCUGUCGUAAUGACCGGGCUUAUUCUUGGUGGAGCUGCCAUUGUUUUUACGGAAAUGACUGAGGGACUGGGAUGUCUUCUUGGAGGAUUCUGCCUCAGCAUGUGGCUUCUUGUUUUGAAGCCUGGAGGGCUCCUGACUUCGACCAGUGGUAAAGCUAUUUUUAUUGCUUCAUUCACGAUUGCAGGUUUCUCCACCUCAUUCAGCUAUCGUACGCGACCAUACGGGUUGAUCGUGUUUGUAUCGUUUGGCGGCGCGACUGCAUUAGUCAUGGGCAUCGAUUGCUUCAGUAGAGCUGGCUUGAAGGAGUUUUGGGCCUACCUCUGGUCUCUAAAUAGCAAUUUGUUCCCUCUUGGCGCUACUUCUUAUCCGUUGACAAGAGGGAUAAGAGUCGAGCUUGCUUCUAUCAUUGUUAUUUUCCUCGCUGGAGUUGUCUCACAGAUGAAGCUAUGGAAGAUCAUCAAGGAACGAAGAGCUCAGCGCGCAGCCGAGAGACUGAAGGAUGAACGAACCAUGGAGCAAGAAGAAGAGAAUGUGGGGAGACGCGUCGAACACGCCAAUGCGGAAGAACGUGGGCAAUGGGAAGCUGUAUAUGGCGACAAGGAUGCGAACAAAUCGAUUGACCCGUCCAACAGAGAUUCCGGUGUUGGUGAUAUGGACAGUCAAAAGAAGGGACCAACGAGCACGGUAACUUCCGUGAAAGGUGAGGAGAAUAUCGAAAUGGUCGAUAUGCCUACUCAUACGACUGGUGCUGGACUCGUGAUGACCAACAAGGAUGGAGGACCCAUCACUGUCCGUGUUGCUCGUGACCCUGAGCCUACUCCUGAACUUGACGAAUUUGGCAUUCCUGUUGCAACAUCACCUACCUCGGCCUCACCUCGAAACUCGACAUCUCAAAAGCCCGAAGAAGAAAAGAUCUGGGUCGUUGGAGCUGAUGGAGAAGCAAGACUAGAGAGAAAGUCGUCAAAACGACACUCGAAGCGGAACUCCAAUGUUGCUCCCGAAGUCGUACCUCUUCCGUUCAAGGUCCCUGAGGGCGAAUUUUCGGAUGAUCGGUCAUCAGUGGCAACUUUCGCGGAUGAAGAUCCAGCAGGUCAAAAACGACGAUCACGACAUCUUUCGGCAGGAUCGAUGAUUCUGAGAAAGCUAUCACAAAGAUCGCAUGCAUCACUUAGGUCACCAAGAUCCCCUCGAUCAAACAGGAAUUCAAGAACUUUCACUAUUGGGGAGGGGCCCAGUGCAGAAGAUCUAGUUGUCACACACGGUGCUAUCGAAGAUGACCGAGCAAGUUCGAUUGCAGCUACAAUGGACGGUCUCAGCGAUGACGAGGAGAUGAGAAGUAUCAGAUCCUCUGUACAUCAAGCACCGGAUACGACAGAGGUCGCCGGGCCUCCACAAGCCUCGGAAAUUGUGCUUGCAAAGGACGUCGAGAAGCUAGUCAUGACGCCUGAACCCAAUCCUCUUACUCCAGAAGUUGAGAAGUCCGAGAAAGAUGAGCCCCGCCCGGUUACAGAAACAGCUGUUUCAGAUGAUGUACGGCCAGAAAGUGACGCCAAGGAGGUCGAGGACGUUCCACAAUCGUUGACCACAAGCACAGAUCCAAAACCAGAACUUGAUAUACCGAAACAAAGGAAGUCUGCAUCAAAUGUUUCUGCAGUGGAUUCAAAGCCAUCUAGCAUCAAGAAAGAGCACCUACCAGCUCAGAUGUCACGAGUGGUAAUGUCAUACCGGACGAACGAGUGGGCCAAGCAUCUGAGUAUGGCUGAUGCGCCAGAUCUUGAGGAGCUCAAAUUGGCAGAAUAUCCAGUUGCGGAACAAUCAACUGCUCCAGUUGAGACGGCAGUACCCGUGAGAGUAGAAGAGCUCCAACAAACAGCUGAAAACGCAACUCCAGCUCCAGCACCUAGCAGAAGUGCAUCUCAAAUAUCAAACCACCUACCUGCUCCCACAAGAUCAAAUUCAGCACUCUCAAAACACACUGCGAACCCAUCAGUUCUUGAAAGGUCAGAUAGCGCCGCCAGCGCUUACCCACCCCUAGAAGUCCUCAACCGCAGCUUAUCCCAACAAUCACUCGCCUCCCUAAAAAGCGUCAGCAAUCCCCCUAUCCCACGAGGAUUCCGAUCAGUCUCCAGCCCCGCCAUCCCCCAACCGAUCGUCGAAUCCCCCAGUGAAGCCGAAUACCCCUCCCACUCCCCCAACCUACCCUCUCUAAGCAAAUUUUCCGGGCCCAACGUCCCCUACGGCGCACCCAGCACCCUCAUUGGAAAACGCGACUCCAUGAUAAGACAAAAAUACAACCCUCCCGCUACCCUAUCCUCCACGCCCGAAAAUCCCUCCUGGAAAUUUCCCUCAGUAGCUGCCGGCUCCGGACCAUCAUCUCAAUACCCUAGCGGACCGACAAGCGUCAGAGCAGAAAGUGAUGCUGGUAGCAUUUACAAUUACCCCAACACAAACGCAGUCUUCUACGAAGAGGACGACGAAAACAUGUCUCUCUCCGCCCGCCGCGAACUAAUCCGCCAAUCCUCCCUCCACCAAUCAGCACCUAACCUUCCUAUUGCUGCCCAACCGCUGCAAACCGGCACUCCGCCCCCAUUCGACUCGCACCAGCCGCGCCGCCAGCCCUCGGGUCCGUCGCCGAUGGCGCGGGAACAGCAGCUCGCGAGCUGGAGAGCGAGCGUGCAGUACGAUUUAGCGGCUGGAGGGGCGCCGCGGAAUACGAUCGAGAGGCAGAGGAGCCAGUUGUGGUUGGAGCGGCAGGAGGAGGAGAAGCGGAGGGUGGCGGAGGAGCGGAGGCGGUUAGAGCGGGAUGGGGCGUUUGAUGAGCGGAUGCGGAGGGGGGAUAUGUUGGAUGCGCAUCGGGAGGCGUUGAGGAAGAUGCAGGCGAGUGCUAAUAGGCAUGCUUGA
Molecule: messenger RNA, 3501 nt
Organism: Mollisia scopiformis
Lineage: Eukaryota; Fungi; Ascomycota; Leotiomycetes; Helotiales; Mollisiaceae
Exons: 2
Coding region: 1-3501 (1166 amino acids)
Source: RefSeq, a predicted model, not a curated record